Melampsora larici-populina 98AG31 is the source of this 2424-nucleotide messenger RNA. RefSeq lists its product as uncharacterized. The transcript has 3 exons. Lineage: Eukaryota; Fungi; Basidiomycota; Pucciniomycetes; Pucciniales; Melampsoraceae. Bases 1 to 2424 code for a protein of 807 amino acids. The record is from RefSeq and is a predicted model, not a curated record.
AUGAAUCCUACAUCUUCAUCAAACUCAGACCAUUUCAUACCUGUUUCAAAACCUCAGAAAGGCUAUGUAGCGAAAGAUUAUGCAACUGCGCGCUCGGACUUUGAUAUCGUUGAGAUUAAACGGUUUUUCCCUUUUCUGUUUUGUUUCCUUUUUCAAGUUUGGCCGUUAGGAGGUCCAGCUUUUGUUCGGCUUUGUAGGGGUUUACCAGAUCCGACUCCAUCUUUUCUUUAUCAACUAGAUCAAAUCGAUCUUGCCAACAAAUAUUUACAUCCAUCAAGUGUUGAGGUUUCAAAGAACGAUGUAAACUUUCGAUAUACAUUGGAGGGCAAUGAUCAAGUUGGAAAUUCUUCAAUUCAAUCUUUCAUCUCAUCCAGCGCUUUGAGCCCUGAAUUGAAAGAAGGUUUUGGUCGAGCAUCUUCAAUCGAGACGUCCACAUCACGAUCAAUCUUUACAGAUAAACGUUCUCACUUCUCACAAUCUUCACCUAUUUCUUCAAUUCAUGAACUGCCUUCACCCGGGUUGGCGGUAAAAGCAAAUCAAAUUUCAAAUUUGGAUGGAGCUCCCAUCUUGGAUCAUGACGACGUGCUUCGAUCUGAACCGAUAGCUUCAAUUUCUACGGGUGAAUCUCAACCUACUGUUAAACUUAAAUCACUCAAUAAUACUCAAGCCUUCAAUGAGCAAAAUGAUAUGGAAAUAGAUACCAAUUUUGUCGCCAUAAUGGGAGGAAACAGUCACAAGUUGAACCAAAAGCGACCACAUCUAUUAGAUGAUGCGGCAAGUCUCAGUAAUACCAACAAGAAAAACAAAACAAAACCAGAUAAAGUACUUGAUGACCAUAGAUGGUCUAGUAGCUUUCAAAAUGUUCAAAAACCUGGCAAAGAUUCUCAUUCGCAACAUGAAGAUAUAACGGUGUGUAAAGCAGUCGAAUCUUGCAGACCAUCCUCAGCUUCAUCCGUGGACUUAUUCCUGGCCACAUGUAUACCACCAGCGGUUCUACUUUCCGAGCCUUCAUCCCACCAGAAGCCUCCAGCGUCACUACCUCAACGGCCCUCGCAAUACCCAGAGCGUACAUCCGGUCCCACAUCAACCUAUUCAGACCAUAGAAGACCUCCAAUGGGUUGGGACCAUAAAACCAAGCAUCAUAGCUCCAGUCAAAAGUCUGAUUUGAGCCGAAGCGAAUCCAGUCAACACCGCUCUCCUUGUGCCAAAAUCACAUCCCAACACAUCCAAUCUUCUCGCCACGAAAGAUAUAGUGAUACAGAAAAUUGGCCCCGGAACCAUGAUAGGAAAGAAUCAGGCUCCAAGGUGUUACCACACAACACCUUGGCUUCCGAUCUGUCCAGCCAGCGACUCACCCUAGGCAGUGCUUCCAAUAACAUCCCAAUGCCGUUUGUUCGAUCUUUCGUUUCCAAGCCUCAAUCAGAAACUCGUGUGCCUGAACAAGUUCCUGCGGAGGGUGAAAUUGAGAUUUGUAUUCCUGAACUUCUCGAUGCUAUCAAGACGGUGAAAUCAUCGCGAUUGAGGUCAGAAGGGUAUGUAGGAGAUGAAGCUAUGGAGACAGGCAGCAUGUCUUUCAAUGCUCAACCUUUAGAUAUGAAGAAGAUCGAUGUGAAGAAGAUCGAUGCGAAGAAGAUCGAUGCGAAGAAAAACCCUCUGACAAGCUCAAAGGCAUCGAACGUAGAGAGUCGUUCGACUAUUGAUGAAGAUGAGCGUGAUUCGCAAAGAAAAGGUUCUUUCAAGUUGGAUGACAAAUUUCCAUUGGAUGCUUAUAUUCUCAAUGUCAUUGAAGACAGCACCUCAACUCAUGAACGAUGGAUAGUAGAAGCAUUUUGUCGAGUUGGGAUUUGGCUCGAAGAGAAAGGAGUAUGGGAGCAUGGUAAUUGGGGAUGUUUACUUUCGAAUCAAUUAGCACGCUUUAUUGAUCUAGGUGGAAAAGAUAGACUUUCAAAACUUCUUGCUGCUGAUAGACCCCUUAAGUUUGAAGAGAUUUUAAAACACACCAAAAAGUUUGAUCGUAUUCUCGCUAUCAAUACUAAAGAUGGCUUGAUGCACAUUCGUCUGAUGAAAGAUUUCACGCCACGUGGUUUGUUUUAUCACACACUCAUUCGAGCCAUGAGACAGUACACUUAUACAAAUCGUACCGCUGUUGUUGACCGAAACAAAUUGGAAACUGGCUUCAUAAUCCCAAAGACUGGAAGGGUUUCAGACAUCUUACCACCCUAUACGAAUUUUCGCAAGUAUACUCGUUGGGCCGAAACCGAAGGUGUGAUCGUGGUGAUUUCUAGAACGAAGUCAGCUGCUAAAGAUCUCAAGUUAACAUCACCUUGGCUUCAUGCUGCUUAUAAAGACGAACCAGCACCCGAGGUCAAACUUGAAAGAAGUGUAGUGGAAGAGAUUGAAAGUUUAAUGGCUCAAUUGCAAUGA